Striga hermonthica is the source of this 969-nucleotide messenger RNA. The record is from the annotation of a GenBank genome assembly. NCBI's taxonomy places the organism in Eukaryota, Viridiplantae, Streptophyta, Magnoliopsida, Lamiales, Orobanchaceae.
CUAAAUUUCGUAGGAAUAUGGAAGAGGAAUUUUUACCAUUUAAUUACGUCAGUGUUGUGUAUCAAAAAUUUCAAACCCUUCGUCAAGGCACCCGUUCGGUUGAUGAUUACACUAAAGAGUUUUACAAAUUGCUUACCCGUAUUGAUAGCCGGGAAACCACCGUGCAACUAAUUUCCCGGUAUAUUAGCGGGCUUCGUAUUGCGAUUCAGGAUACCGUUAACAUGUUCAUGCCCGUCACUCUUUCGGAUGCUCACCAACGUGAUCUCCUGGCCGAGCAGCAACUAUCACGUCGGCCUUCCGUCGGUUUUUCUCCAGCCAUCCGUUUCAGCCCAUCGACGUCCGGCCCGUCAAAACCUGCCACAGUUCCUGGGACAGCAGCCCGUCCGACAGACGGCCGCGUGGGUCCCGUGCCUUUGGGGUUGUCAUCCGACGCGACGGCGGCACCGGUGGGGCCUCGCCCUGGUGGUGGUCUCCGCUGUUUUUCUUGUGGCGAGGCGGGCCAUCGUCGGUCCGAGUGUCCUCGUUCAACCGGGGGCCGACAGUUAUUUGUUGACGGGGAUGGUGAGCAUGAUGACCAUUUCGCUUAUGAUGGACUGUCAGUGUUUGAUACGGAGCAGUUGGAGAAUGUUGAGGUUCAUUGUGGUGAUGUUGGCACGUGCCUUGUGCUGCGGCGUUCUUGUUUGUCUCCCCAUGGCGAUUCAGAUUCUUUUAGCCAGCGACAUCAGUUGUUUGAGUCCACAUGUACUACUGGUGAUCGUGUGUGCCGUUUUAUCGUGGCCUCCGGGUCUUGUGAGAAUGUUUUGGCCGAAGAGGCAGUGUCUAAACUUCGGUUGACCACGGAGCCGCAUCCCUGUCCCUACACGUUAGCUUGGAUCAACCGUGGCAGUGGUGUGACUGUUAACCGCCGGGUCUUGGUCUCUUUCUCUAUUGGAGCAUCGUAUCAUGAUCGGAUUUGGUGCAACGUAGUCC